AUGAUGAAUGAUAAAAAAGAUAAGAAUGGGGACAAGAAUGACCAGCUGGACCUUAGUUCGGUAAAUUUCAACAGUCAGGCAUAUUUGAGUAAUUUAUUUCAGAAGAAAAAUUUAGAUGAAUUGGUUCAGGUGGAAGAAGAUAUGAUCUAUAAUGUUAGACGGCUUGAUUCCGAAAUGCAACAACUUGUCUACGAAAAUUACAACAAAUUCCUCACAGCAACAAGUACUGUGAAGAAAAUGCAAAAUGAUUUCAUGGAAAUGGGUCAAAAAAUGGAGAAUUUAUCGAAACGGAUGGGCAAAAUAGCAACAUUAUCAAAAGAUCUUUCCACAACAUUCAGCAAACAUCGUGCAAAUGUAUCACAACUGUCUGAUGCUAAUAAAAAAGUGAAAGACUUGCAGUUUUUGCUAUGUUUGCCACAAAAGUUACAAGAAGCAGUGAAAAUUUAUUCAAGGACACGGUCAUCUCUUUUACUCUGCAAAGACAUAUCUUCAAUUUCUGAUAUCUAUGAUGAAGCAGUAGCUAUAAUGGCAACAGUUGAAGACCAGUUGAAACAAAUCAUCUGUGGUUGUCUCAUUUCAUCUGAUGAACUUUCCCAAGCCAUAACUCUACUGCUUAAGUUGGACGUUCAGUCGUCGACUAUUUACAAUGAUUUUCUGGCUAGUUGCAAGCGUAAUUUAACUGAUCAGCUUAGAGCAAUGCGAACACAGAGACAGGAUACAGCAGAUGUUCUGGAGUUUGUGGAUAAUUGUUGCAGCACCUUUUUAACCGAUUUAUCAUUAGUUACAACAAUAAAUCAACGUUUUUUCCCAAAUGAGGUAAUUGCAGGUAAUGUAAAUGAAUUGAUGGAUUCACUAAUGAAUCAGUUUGAAGAAGUUGUUAGGAUGCGUUUUCUGGAAGAAACAGAUGCUGCAGAAUGCGCGAUUGUUGUACGGGCUCUUGAUCGUUUUUACCGUCGUAUGUCAUCGUGUAACCAGCUUAUACGUGGUGUAGAUUAUUUUCCACUGUGUAUUUCUAUGUUAAAUAUCGUUUCAAGGCAUGAAAUAGAACUUGCACAAGGUCAAGUUGUGGAACGUGUUGGUUGGUCUUUGCAACAGAUUCAAGAAAAACUAACUGCACCGGGGACAUCUGUUUCGAAUACAUCAGCACUAAACGACAUAAUUUCACAAUUGGAACAUUCCCUCCUUGUUCAAAUCAAAACGGCCCUUGCAUCCUUGCUUCUUUUUACCGCUUCUGAUAUGACGUUUUCAUCACUUGAUCAAGUUCAAUUUGCACUUGGUUUUGGUAUUGAUGUUCACGAAUUAUUGGUUGUAAAAUCUCUGGAUGAAAUAGCGCAGUUAGGUUUGAAAUAUUGUGAUGUUAUGAGUCAAACGAUGCCAUUAUUACCCGUUGUUUACAUCAUUUUAGCACAACUUUUUAUCAACAUCGAAAGUCAUUCUGUGGUUUAUAUCAUGAAUUUAUGUCAAGAGCAAUUCAGAUUGGUAGCAGAGAAGGAAAAAGGAGAAAAAUCGCGGUUGAGUUCAGUUGAGAAAGUGAGAGUUCGCUUGCGCACAGCUGCUUAUGAACUUCUGAAAUAUUACGUCUUAAUACGCAGUAUUGAAUCUCGAGACUGGUUAAAUUGUGUUGAACCAACAGCAGUGCGACCUGCUGUGAAGCAUUUUAUCGACGAUUUAGCUUCCAUAAAUUCAACUAUUAAGCCAUUUAUGGAUGAGGGUACUCGUAAAGAACGACUGUUAGAAAGCAAUUCAUCACGUUCACAUUCAAGACGAACAUUCGAUACAUGCUCAAUCAGUUCAACAUUGGAUAAGUUAUGGUCUGAAAGGAUAGAUUUUUGUACAAAUGUGGAGUUUAAUCGAAUGUCAGUCUUGACGGCCAUUGUUAAUGUUGCUUUGAAAUCUUUUCUUGAGUGUGUCCGGUUGCAAAUUUUUUCCAGAUUUGGUUUACAACAAAUCCAGGUGGACUGUUGUUUUUUACGACAGAAUUUAUGGCACUAUUUGUCGGAUGAACAAAUUGCACUUUCGCUAAUCGAUGAAAUUGUUUCGUCAGCAGUACAUCGUUCAAUAGAUCCAAAAUUGAUGGAACCCUCUGUUGUUAAGGCCUUAUGUAAUCAUUGA
Messenger RNA from Acanthocheilonema viteae, 2112 nucleotides. NCBI's taxonomy places the organism in Eukaryota, Metazoa, Nematoda, Chromadorea, Rhabditida, Onchocercidae. The record is from the annotation of a GenBank genome assembly.